This is a messenger RNA of Tachysurus fulvidraco (yellow catfish), 2718 nucleotides long. RefSeq names its product WD repeat domain 1 (gene wdr1). The coding region runs from base 144 to 1964 and encodes 606 amino acids. The record is from RefSeq and is a predicted model, not a curated record. Gene Ontology annotation, cellular component: cortical actin cytoskeleton. Gene Ontology annotation, biological process: actin filament depolymerization; positive regulation of actin filament depolymerization; locomotion. Gene Ontology annotation, molecular function: actin filament binding. Lineage: Eukaryota; Metazoa; Chordata; Actinopteri; Siluriformes; Bagridae. The transcript has 15 exons.
UCCAUCAAGACGCUGUUGCUUCCGCGUUUGUGCGAUUAGGCGGAGACCAAGCGGCCGGCAGCAGGAACCGAGCUAAAGGAUCCGGGCGGCUCCGUUUGUCAUUCAUUCGAAAAGGAAUAUCGCAAAAAAACAAGUGGACAAACAUGGCGUACGAACUGAAGCACUUGUUUGCCAGCCUUCCUCAGAUGGAAAGGGGCGUGGCCAAAGUUAUUGGUGGGGACCCGAAAGGGAACAACUUCCUGUACACAAAUGGAAGGAGUGUCAUCAUCAGGAACAUUGAUAAUCCCUCUAUUGCUGACAUCUACACGGAACAUCCACACCAGGUCAAUGUUGCCAAAUACUCACCAAGUGGCUUCUACAUUGCCUCAGGAGAUGUGUCAGGAAAGAUACGGAUUUGGGACACGACCCAGAAGGAGCACCUGCUGAAGUACGAGUAUCAGCCAUUUGGAGGGAGGAUAAAGGACAUCAGCUGGACAGAGGACAGCAAGCGUAUCGUCGUGGUGGGAGAGGGACGAGAGAAGUUUGGUGCAGUGUUCCUGUGGGACUCAGGCUCCUCCGUGGGCGAGAUCGUCGGACACAGUAAGGUCAUUAACACUGUGGACUUUAAACAGACCCGGCCAUACAGACUCGUCACGGGCAGCGACGAUAACUGCACCACCUUCUUCGAGGGGCCGCCCUUCAAAUUCAAGUGCAUCAUCAGUGAUCACAGCCGCUUUGUCAACUGCGUCCGUUUCUCUCCCGACGGAAACCGUUACGUUUCAGCAGGCGCAGACGGACAGAUUUUCAUUUAUGAUGGAAAGACAGCAGAGAAACUGGGAUCGCUGGGAGGAGAUAAAGCCCAUGAGGGCGGGAUUUAUGCCGUGAGCUGGAGUUCAGACAGCACUCAGCUUAUCUCUGCGUCCGGCGAUAAGACCGUCAAACUAUGGGACAUGGCGAGCUGCACUGCGGUGACCACCUUUAAACUGGGCAAUGAAGUUCUAGACCAGCAGCUGGGUUGCCUGUGGCAGAAAAACCACCUCCUUAGCAUUUCGCUGUCCGGAUACAUCAACUACCUGGAUAAGAACAACCCAAACCGCCCGAUCCGCACCAUCAAGGGACACAGUAAAUCCAUUCAGUGUGUGACCGUGCAUAAGGACGACGAACGGAGCAUCAUCUACUCCGGCAGCCAUGACGGACACAUCAAUUACUGGGACGCUCAGAGCGGCGAGAACGACACUUUCUCAGGAAAAGGACACACCAAUUCCGUGGUUAGGCUCACCGUGGACGACUCGGACCGACUGGUGAGCUGCAGCAUGGACGAUACGGUUCGUUUCACGGACCUGAAGAAGAAGGAGUACAGUGCUUCUGACCUGGUGAAGAUGGACACCCAGCCAAAGUCUGUGUCUGUCGGAUCAGGAGGUUUGGCUGUAGCUGUGUGUAUUGAACAGGUGGUGCUGUUGAAGGAUAAGAGGAAAGUGUUUGCUCUGGAUAAGUUGGCUUACCAGCCAGAAGUGGGUGCAAUUCAUCCCGGAGGUGGCACCGUGGCAGUGGGCGGAGCUGAUGGAAAGGUGUAUCUCUACUCGGUUCAAGGGAACACCUUGAAGGAUGAUGGGAAGGUUCUGGACACUAACGGACCUGUGACGGAUGUGCAGUAUUCCAGAGAUGGGGCGUUCCUCGCUGUCUCAAACGAGAAGAAAGUCAUCAUCGUGUACACUGUUGCCGAUGGUUACGCGGUUAAGGGCGAGUUCUACGGGCAUCACGCUAAAGUGGUAUGUCUGUCCUGGAGUCCUGAUAACGAGCACUUUGCCUCCGGAGGUAUGGACAUGAUGGUGUACGUCUGGACCGUAACUGAUCCCGACAAGAGGAUCAAAAUUCCCGAUUCUCACCGGUUGCACCACGUCAGCGGACUGGCCUGGCUGGACCGGCGCACGCUCGUCACAACCUCUCACGACGCAUGCGUGAAACAGUGGACGCUAAAAAUCUAAGCAGACUCGCACACAUUUGCAGGAUCUGUAGGGACAGAUGUAGGGAUUGUGUCUUUCUCUCUUUCUCUCUCUCUCUCUCACUCAGACUUGCUUUCACUCGCUCUCUGUUUUUAAGGGUUGUGUGCCAGUAAUCUCAGCUGCCUUGUGUGUGUGUGUGUCUGUCUCCUUUCUGCCUUCAGUCAGUUAACAUGCUCCUUAUCUCUGAUCUUUAUGAAAGGUGUGACAUUCCAGAGGCGUGAGAGUGAGACCUCCAUCUUGGCAACAUUUAUGCUCACACACACACACACUGUAUUCAAACACGCACUUCUAAAUCAUAACACAACUCUUGACCUAACACCAAGAUUAUUUUUACAUUAUGUUCUAUACAAAACCCUGUCAUGGAUCGAUCUAUUUUUUUUUCUUCUUAAUUUUAUUUCUAUUCAGGUGGAGGUUUAGCUUUAGCGCUCUCUCUUACAGUAACGCGCUUAUAUAAUGGACCGUGGUCUGUGUGCAUUCUGCUGAGAGGAUGUGUGCAUUCAGGGAGCAAUAACAGGUUGCAAAGUAGAAACAGGACAGUCCAGAAAUUUAUUUGUGUGUAUGUGAGGGAGCCAUUGGUGUUGUGUCCCUCUGUCUCCGUCAUUGUGGGUAUGUAUGUUGUGUUUAAUAUAAGCCUCCACUUUUUCACUGGAGUGGAUGUGAUUCAUACUAAUGAUGAUGAUGAUGAUGAUAGUAAUAAUAAUAAGUGAUGGAAAUAAAGCUGAACACUUUUUAUGCA